Messenger RNA from Chrysochloris asiatica (Cape golden mole), 654 nucleotides. RefSeq names its product ribonuclease, RNase A family, 10 (non-active) (gene RNASE10). The transcript has a single exon. The coding region runs from base 1 to 654 and encodes 217 amino acids. The record is from RefSeq and is a predicted model, not a curated record. Gene Ontology annotation, molecular function: nucleic acid binding. Lineage: Eukaryota; Metazoa; Chordata; Mammalia; Afrosoricida; Chrysochloridae.
AUGAAACUGACGUUGGUGCAAAUCUUUUUCAUGAUGCUGCUACUGCUGUUGGGCCUGGGGAUGGGCCUGGGCCUGGGUCUUCGCAUGGCUGCAGCAGUCUUAGAGGAUAGCUAUCAGCCACUGAAUGAGUUUUGGGCCAGUGACUCCCAGGACAAAGCUGAAGCUGCAGAGGAGGGAAUGGGUAGCCGAACUGCAGAAACUCUGGUGGUUAGCAACCAAGGAGUAGCACAACCUGCUUGGCAAUUAGAAGACACCAUCUUCAAUGAAGAUGAGGUUGAGAACCACAAGAUGCUCAGGGUUGAUGCUCUUUUUCAGAACAGCAAAGACUACCUUAGGAAUAACCUGAUCUCCAGGGAUUGCAAUGCCAUGAUGGCUCACAAGAUGAAGACACACAACCAAACCUGCAUAAACCAGUACACGUUCAUCCAUGAGGAUGAAGAAACAGUCAAGGCUGUCUGUGACACUCCAGUCAUUGCCUGUGAGCUCAAAGGGGGCAAAUGUCACAAGAGUUCCUACCCCUUCCAAUUGACACUCUGCAAGUUGUCCCAACCAGGUCAAAUCACUCCUCACUGCAACUACCUAACUUUCAUUCUUGAAAAGUUCAUCAUUAUAACCUGUAAUGACACCAAGUUCCACUUGUCCCCUGGACAGUAA